AGGCAGCUGUCAAAAGAGAAAGAAUUAGGAGGGAAAAAAAAAAAUCAGGAGCCGCCUCUGCAGUUUAAUGAUCAAACGGCUGUCUGGGAAAAUAACAGGAAGCAGCCAAAUCACUGAAGCUCCCCCUGCAGCCUAUGCAGUGUCAAAAAGCCCAGUCUGUCUGGAAGCGAAAAGGGGGGAAUCCAGGAGGCUUUUUUCUUUCUUAAAUCUCCUCCCCUUGUGUGUGUCUGAGUCUGACAGUCACUGGGAGGGUGAGAGAGCUGGAGAUCUUUUUUCUUACAAACCAUUACUCAUUAGUAUAAGGGGGAGGACGAGGCUGACACUACAUCUACCUCUUUUCUUUAACCUGAACUGCCUCAUUGUGGUACCAGUCAGACAGCAAACGAGCACACUAGAGAAAAACCUCAUUGGGAAAACUUUUUUUCUUUUAUAAUUUAAAAAAAAAAAAAAAGUCAACGUACUUCUACAAAUUACAAACUUAUUUGUGAUCAGGACAUACUAGGUCAUCCAAAAGGGAAGACGAACUGAUUUGUAGGAUCUGUUUUAUGUUGACUGAAGCAAGGAGUUUACAUCUGGUGUCUGUAUUCAUGAUGAAAGCUAAAAAGGGUUUUGUACCCCUCUCAGGGAGUGAGACAGAAGAUGAUGAUGGUAUGGACAUCCCCUUGGAUCUCUCUUCUACUGCUGGCUCUGGGAAGAGAAGGAGACGUGGAAACCUCCCUAAAGAAUCUGUUCAGAUUCUGCGAGAUUGGCUUUAUGAACACCGUUUUAAUGCAUAUCCAUCAGAGCAGGAAAAAGCACUCCUGUCCCGACAAACCCAUCUCUCCACACUACAGGUCUGCAAUUGGUUCAUCAAUGCACGUCGAAGACUUUUGCCUGAUAUGCUAAGAAAAGAUGGAAAAGAUCCUAAUCAAUUCACAAUUUCUCGCAAAGGGGCAAAAAUAACAGAUGUGAUGCAGAUGGAUUCUCCAACGGGUACAAAGACCUACAUUCCCACCAUAGAUGAAAGCUCAUUUCAGUUCAGUUCAGCAGGACCUAACCAGACCUCAGGGAAGUUACUGGCUUCUAAUAUCUCUUCUCAGCAGUCUCUUCUGGCUCGGCCUUCUGUGAUCUGUCAUACCACUGUAACAUCACUGAACGAUGCUCCUUUCAACUUCACACAUGUGUUGAAUGCUGGACAAAUCCCAGACCAGCAGCAGACUGAUAUAAACCACUUCACAGAGACAUCACUUGUGUGUCACGAGGAGAAUAGUCAACUUGGACAAAAUGCAAACACACAAAGUGGACUUUUCAACACUCCCCCACCUACUCCACCAGAUCACAACCAGGAUUUUAGUGGGUUUCAAUUAUUGGUUGAUGUUGCUCUCAAGCGGGCUGCAGAAAUGGAGCUGCAGCAAGCAAAACUGGUGGCUUAAAAUAUUACCAAGAGCUGGCAACAUUCAGAACUAGAACUGUAAUUUUGAACUGCCAAGGUUUAAAUCAAAGACUGUCUCCAUUUUUUGAGACCAUAUCUAUUUUUUUCCCUAUUUGUGUUGUUUGCACACGGGAUUGUAAAAGUGAAGCUUUCUUAUCACAAAGAAGUCUUACGCCUUAGACUGAUUCUUUUUUUUAUUUUAAUUUUUUGGGCCUUAUAUAAACGGACUGUGACUACAACUAUUGACUCUUGUGAUGUUUUCAGAUGCCAUUUAAGGACAUUACAUUUCACAAAGUUAAUGUUAGUGUACUCUUACUCCAAUACGGUUACAAAAACAAAGUCUCAGGGUGAUGGAGAUCAGAUAUUUCCUAUAUGUGCGCAUGCAUGUACAUGCAUACAUAUAUAAAAAUCUGUAUUUCAUUCCGAGAAGUUUAAGUAGAGCUACUGGAGAAACGUACUGUUUCUUCGUAGACUGCAAAAUGUGAGUUGUUUCCCAAAAUUGUGAUUAUAUAUUAUAUAUAUUUUUUGUAUCUUCCAGACUGUGCAAUAUUUAGAAAUACAUAGACCUUUAUCAUUCCAGUGCAUCAGGCGAUGCUCACAUAUUUUCUACCACAUUUUCUUUUUUUAAAUCCACUGUGUAAUAAAAUAUUUUCUUUAAGGUCUUGUACAAACUACAUGUUUUUGUUUAACAGGGGAUGGCAUUAGAAUACUAUAUAACUGGACACUGUUCCCACCUGGAAUAUUACCUGCUAUGUAAAGAUUUUUUUCUUUUGACAUGUAUUAUUUUUUGUAUGCUUUUGUAAUAUAGAGAAUAACAAAUGAAAAAGAA
Messenger RNA from Bombina bombina (fire-bellied toad), 2240 nucleotides. It is a transcript of the gene TGIF1, whose product is annotated as TGFB induced factor homeobox 1. The transcript is spliced from 3 exons. Bases 546 to 1412 code for a protein of 288 amino acids. Lineage: Eukaryota; Metazoa; Chordata; Amphibia; Anura; Bombinatoridae. Gene Ontology annotation, biological process: regulation of transcription by RNA polymerase II. The record is from RefSeq and is a predicted model, not a curated record. Gene Ontology annotation, molecular function: DNA-binding transcription factor activity, RNA polymerase II-specific; RNA polymerase II cis-regulatory region sequence-specific DNA binding.